AUGUCGAUCACUCUUGACGAUGUGUCCACUUUACUUCACCUCCCGGUGAUGGGUCAGUUAUGUGAUUUGGAGGAGCUGGAGUUUGAGGAGGCUCGUUCAGCUCUUGUGGACCUGCUUGGCGUUGAUGGUGGCACAACUGGUGUUGAGAUGGAGGAGGCACGUGGUCCGAAAGUCAGACUGAGUUGGUUGAGAGAUAUAUAUGGUCAGAGGUGUCAGUCGCAACAAUGGGAUUUUGCUGCUAGAGCAUAUCUGUUGCAUCUAGUAGGAUGCACGAUUUUCGCAAAUAAGAGUGUCACUUCUAUACGCGUGUCAUACUUACUAUUAUUUAGAGAUGUACACGCGUGUGGCAGAUAUGCUUGGGGCGUUGCUGCACUCGCCCAUUUGUACGAGCAGCUCGGGGAUGCGAGAAUGGUUUCCACGAGACAGAUGACUGGAUAUCUGACUCUGUUUCAGAGUUGGAUAUACGAGCAUUUCCCUACCAUGGGUAGGAGGCGGUUGGUGUCAUCUUAUGAUGACACGACACCACAUGCCGCUAGGUGGCAGAGCCCUAGGCAGAGUUCCACUCUUGCAGAGAUUCGGUCACAGGUGGAUGGCCUUACAUAUAGUGGAGUUGUAUGGCACCCGUAUGAGGGACAUCGGGGCAUUCGUCCAUUGUUCAACAUAUGCAUGUACUCUGGAUGGAUUCGAAUUGGUGACACCCUUUCCCGUCAUUUGCCUGAGCGUGUGAUGAGGAAGUUUGGGUUUUACCAAGAGAUUCCAAGACCACCCACUGCCGUUGUAGAUGCAGAUGUAGUCGCUGUUGAUCAUGCGUGGUUGCACUUCACUGAUCAUGUUAUUAGUAAUGUGAGACAUGCAUCAUCCCCUUCAGAAUGUGUCGAUGGAUACAUACAGUGGUUUAGGAGGGUUUCACAUCCAUAUAUUAUUGAAGCUGCAGUUGACCAGCGGCCGGAUCUCUUGCCUUCACAGCGGCCCGAUGUUGACCAUGAGCCAUGA
This is a messenger RNA of Vigna angularis (adzuki bean), 993 nucleotides long. Its product is annotated as protein MAINTENANCE OF MERISTEMS. The record is from RefSeq and is a predicted model, not a curated record. Gene Ontology annotation, biological process: meristem development; meristem maintenance. NCBI's taxonomy places the organism in Eukaryota, Viridiplantae, Streptophyta, Magnoliopsida, Fabales, Fabaceae. Bases 1 to 993 code for a protein of 330 amino acids. The transcript has 2 exons.